AUGCUCUGUGUUAUCUACAACACUAUGCAGUUUUUCUUCUCCCUACAAAGUAAUGAUGGGCCAGUUUUUACUAUGAGAGUCGUAUUUCCUCUCGUUAGUUGUAUUCUAUCAUAUAUCAAUGUUUAUAUGAUAAUUAUUCUCAAUAAGGACAUGCGAAAAAAGGUUCUCCAAUUAUUCCACGGCAGACAUGACGGCAGUCAUUCACAGACCGCUUUAAUUUCAAUCGGAAACAGAUCCAGAUCCAGCGUUUUUUGA
This is a messenger RNA of Cylicocyclus nassatus, 255 nucleotides long. NCBI's taxonomy places the organism in Eukaryota, Metazoa, Nematoda, Chromadorea, Rhabditida, Strongylidae. The record is from the annotation of a GenBank genome assembly.